AUGGAUCUCGUUAUCGGAACUGAAUUGAACGAACGAGUGAUCUACCAAGCGACAAAGAAUAUUUUUAAUGGUCAAUACGCUAAGUUGAGAGAUCGUGGGGUCGUAAGAGCGUCGAUUAACAACCAUUUAAAAAGGGGGAGCUUAGUGCAACAAGUUGUAACUCGACACGGCUUUGACGCUGUAUCUCGGGAAGUGUUGAAGCUCCUUUCGGACAAGGUUUAUGAGUCGACCCCGAUUGCCCGCCAACGCUUUCCCGAUCUAUUUGAGCCUUCGACGGCUCAGAAUAUUGCCAGGACGCAACUAGAAGCAGAAGCGACUAGGACCGAGCAAGCCGCGCUUAAGGGCAUUGAAGAAACCCACUCGGAUGACAAUCAGGAUAUUCGCGACUUACAAGCAGCCACCACAGCAGUACAUGACGCUAGCGAUAGCACUGCAAGCGACAUUGCUGGCAGUUCAUUGUUAUUCCCAGUCUAUCUGCCGUUUCCUACGGAGCAUCUCCUUAUGGAGAAACUUCAAAAAGUCUUGGAAACUGCCUGUUACGAGUACGGAAUAAGGGAACUCUCGAGUAUCGUGCAACACCGCGACUGGGACUGCUCUGAGUCAGUAGAGCUUAAUCAGUGGGCAGAGCUCCUCGGACAUGAGGGAAACCUAAAACGGCAGGGAACCGGUAAGGCACUGAAAGAAUUACUGCGAUCAAUUGCACAAAUCAGACAUACAGCUGUUCAUCGUCUACGCACCAACUCAAGAGGACUAGAACAGUUUCUCGCCGACGCAGAAGACCUUGCUAGAAUUCUGGGAGUCAAUAUAUACACACAAGUUAUCUCGCAAAUGAGGAUAGAUGCGCAGUCAACACUCACAGAGCUUGCGCAGAACAAGCAAUUUAUUCAGCUGCAGCUGGAGAAGGCUCAAGAAGAGAUAGCAAAGCAGCGCGCCGAACUCGAUCAGAAAGAGCAGGAGAAUUUGCGCCGCAUGGAAAGGGAGGAUAAAAGGUAUCGUGCUAUGGCGGGACAAAGACUGCAACAGGCUCUUAAUCUCGUGGGAAACUUUGCGAUAGCACCGGAGAGCGAGAAUAUGGCGCUGGACGGUAUGGGCGGCGACGAUGUCUACCCUGUUUCUGAUGACGAUAGCAACUUGAAUCACGCAGAGCAAUUCGAAGACUGCAGUGAAUCAUGA
This is a messenger RNA of Fusarium oxysporum Fo47, 1173 nucleotides long. RefSeq lists its product as uncharacterized. NCBI's taxonomy places the organism in Eukaryota, Fungi, Ascomycota, Sordariomycetes, Hypocreales, Nectriaceae. The record is from RefSeq and is a predicted model, not a curated record. The transcript is spliced from 2 exons. The coding region runs from base 1 to 1173 and encodes 390 amino acids.